UGGGCGGUUCAACAACGCGCGUAAAGCUUCUCCAAUGUUGUCAUUUUGAGAUUGCAGCGCGGUUGUAGACUAUUGUUGAUGUCAAAGACGCAUGUAGAACAAAGUAUCGCUGUCUUUUCAUUAUUUUAUUGGUCGUAUUAGAGACGGAUUUACAGAAUCUUUGGAAUCAUGAGUAAAGUGCAAGGUGGGAUGAAAUGCGUGAAAUAUCUUCUUUUUGUUUUCAACUUCAUAUUCUGGCUGUGUGGCUCGUUGGUGUUGGCAGUGGGGUUAUGGUUGAUGUUUGACCCAAAGACAGACCAGCUCCUGAAUGAAGAGGGAGCCCCCGAGACCUUCUUCAUAGCCGUGUACAUCCUGAUUGGUGCAGGCGGGGUCAUGAUGCUGGUGGGAUUCUUUGGUUGCUGUGGAGCUGUGAAGGAGUCACAGUGUCUCCUUGCGUCGUUCUUUGCCUGCCUUCUUGUAAUCUUUGGUGCAGAGGUUUCCGCAGGUGUGUUUGGAUUCAUGAGCAAAGACCAGAUCAUCGAAGACGUUCAACAAUUCUAUAGUGAAUCUAUUUCAGAGAAUUCUGAAAAUUCCAACGGCACUGCUGUAGCUGAAAUGUACCACAAUGUUCUGAAUUGCUGCGGUGUCUCCAUGCCUUCUUCUUUGUGUCCUGAUGCUGAUGAAGACACAAAGGACUGUCUGAAUGCAAUAAUGGUAUUUUUCAAUGAAAAGCUCUACAUUAUCGGAUAUGUGGGGAUUGGUGUAGCAGGAGUAAUGGUCAUUGGUAUGAUCUUCAGUAUGGUCCUCUGCUGUGCAAUUCGGAACAACAGGGAGGUGAUAUAGACUGACCCCGUAUCUCUACCCCUCCCACCCUGCAGACCCACCAGCCCUUUUGUAAUCGCCAUGCCUGAAUGAGGAGGUGACAUCACAUCUGGGCUGGAUGACAAGGGGCGCCUUUUUUGAAUCUUUUUUUUUUUUAACACAAACCAUACAAGUCCAUGGGGUCAAUUUGGUGGUGUGGGUGUGAUAUCACACCCGACAUAUCACCAGGAUUUCCCCAUCCCCUAGACAGUGGCCAGCACUGUGUGGAGCCAAUGGGACCAGGCCAUCUCUCUUUCCUCUGGCAUCUCUGUAAACUAAAUAUCUGGUCCCUCUCUGCGCUUCUCUCCAAGCGCAACAUGGCUCAGGAUUUGGCAGUACACUGAGACACUCCCCAUUUUUCCCCUCUAACACUGCUAGCAUUCCAUGUACGUGUAAUGUCUUCCUUUUUUGACGAAAGAAAUGUGAUUGGCGGAGGAGCAUUGCUGUAAAUACAGACUCCCCUUUUUUGUGUGUGCUUUUAAAAAAAAACGUAUUGAUCCAAUGUCUUUGGUAACCUCAGCUUAAAAGGGCAAUCAGCAGUUGAAACAAAGUGUGUUACCAACCCAUUUUGGUAAAAAGCUGAGGGAUGGGGCUGUAACCACUCUCAAAUGAAUAGACAGAGCUAUGGAUGCAAGGACUGACCAUUCAUUAUAUAAAAAUGAGUUUUAACCAUGUCUUGAGGCCAUAUGUUUGUUUACAUUUACAAACAUUGGAGUAAAACAAGCAUUUAUGGGGGUUCUGGCGGGGUACAAGAGUUGAACUAAACCCAUGAGGCGUUAAUACGGCAUAUUCUUCAAGUAUCAAUGCGUACAUAUUAACUUAAGUCCAAGAAUGGAUGUAGCAAAUGCAGGUUUCCCAUUUUAAGGGUUAAUUGUGUGUACAGGGCUACUGUAGUCACCCAUCAUCUGCUUGUAUGUCGGUCAGUAACAACUCCAGUCUUGGUAGUUUUACAUAACUGUUGUUGGGACUUGCAGCAUACAUUUCGCAUCUUUGUACAGACAAGCCCAAGUGACCAAUCCUCACACAACUGCAUAUUUCACUUGAACAACCUGUAUGGUUUUUGCCCUCACUUACCUCCAUUAGCAAAGUGGUGCUCUGCUAAGAAGUAUCCCCUGCAUUUUUAUGAGCUGGGAGUGUGGGCCUACAAUCCAAAAAGAGCCUGUUUCAACUUGACUGACAUUCUGAAAUAACAAUUGUCAGUGUUCUGGGUCGGGGAAGCAGCUACAUUUUAUGAAGUACUGUCAUUCUGUAAAAUGUCUAACCUUCUGAAGUCUAGAUGAUACAUGUAAUUUAGCAUUGUCCCGAGUGAUCUCUAUUAGAGCAUGCAAUGUGUGAACUGUUAGUGAGUUAGUGUACAUUGUGUGUGAAUUCUUGUGGAUGUUAAGAUUGUGUGCGCACACCGGCUGUGUUGUAGAAUCCAGUUUAUGCUAAUAAUGCAUGUCCAUUUAGUAGCCGUUUAAUUGCCUGUAAAAUAAAACAGUAAAUGGGA
Molecule: messenger RNA, 2329 nt
Organism: Oncorhynchus mykiss (rainbow trout)
Lineage: Eukaryota; Metazoa; Chordata; Actinopteri; Salmoniformes; Salmonidae
Gene: tspan2a
Product: tetraspanin 2a
Cellular component (GO): plasma membrane
Source: RefSeq, a predicted model, not a curated record